Messenger RNA from Phlebotomus argentipes, 882 nucleotides. RefSeq lists its product as uncharacterized. The coding region runs from base 1 to 882 and encodes 293 amino acids. The transcript is spliced from 3 exons. NCBI's taxonomy places the organism in Eukaryota, Metazoa, Arthropoda, Insecta, Diptera, Psychodidae. Gene Ontology annotation, molecular function: oxidoreductase activity. The record is from RefSeq and is a predicted model, not a curated record.
AUGAGUGUCUGUGCGAGGAAAACUGUUCUCCUGAAUUCUGGGCAUCACAUUCCCUUGAUUGGAUUAGGAACUUACACAAUCACCGAUGCAAGCAUUCUUCACAACUCCCUGGAUUACGCCUUAUCAUCCGGAUAUCGCCUCAUCGACACAGCUACGGUGUACAGGAAUGAAUCCCAAAUCGGAGAAUCCCUGAAAGUGCUUUUGCCAAAGUACAAUUUGACGAGGAAAGACAUUUUCGUCACUUCCAAGUUUAUUCCGGAAGCCAGAGAGGAAGAGAAUUACGUGCUGGCAACAGUUGAGGCUUCGCUGAGUAAACUCCAGCUGGACUACAUUGAUCUGUACCUGAUUCACUGGCCAGCAGCGCGGGGUGUGUCUAUGCACAGUCCUGAGAACGCAAAGUAUCGCGACAUCGCGUGGAAAGGGCUUGUCAGUGCGCAGAAGAAGGGACUUCUGCGCUCCAUUGGCGUGUCAAACUACCUGGAGAGACACCUGAGUGAGCUGUUGGAAAAGUCUCACGGGAUUCCGCCGGCUGUCAACCAAGUGGAGUGGCAUCCACAUCAUCACUCAGCGGAGCUGCUGAGCUUCUGCCAGCAGCACAACAUCUUCCUGCAAGCGUACUCAUCCUUGGGCGGCGGCACAGGAUCUCUUACUCUGGAUCCUGUUGUCCAGUCAGUGGCUCAGAAGCUUGGCCAAACUGGCUCUCAGAUACUCCUUCGUUGGGCCACUCAGAAGGACAUCGGAGUGAUUCCCAAGGCGCGCUCACAGCAUCACGUGGAGGAGAAUAUUGCUCUUGACUUCAGCAUUCCGGAGGAUGACAUGAGAAUCCUCAGCAGCAUGAGUGUUCGCGAGAAGUAUGCGUGGAAUCCGGCAAACAUCAACUAA